AGUGCCAGCCGAGGGCCGGCAACCCGCGUCUUCCUCCCUGUACGUCUCCCUCACUUUCUCUCUCCCCGGGGCUAAAUUGGACACAAGCCCAAUUAAACUCCUCUUUCCUUCUGGAAGGCUUUCCUUUUCUACUUCCUCGCUUGUCAUAGUGCCCAUUCUUAUAGAUUUCGCUUGGAGAGAUGGGUCUCUUUCUCCACUUUGUUCUCUGGGAAGCCUCUCCCAGCAUCAGAUUCUAGGGUUUAUCAUUUUCCUUAAAAAAAAGAGUUAGUACCUCUAGGCCUUUCGAGCUAAUCGGUAUUGCUUUUGCUAUCGGCUGCUUAUAUCUUGCUAGGUAAGGUACAGGACUGAUAUGGAGCUUAGGUUUUCUUUUCUGGAAUAUUAACCUAAUCACCGAUAGAGAAGAAGAGAGUAAAAGAGAUGAAAGGCGGCGCUGUUUUCUUGCUGACGGUUCUUCUGCUGCAUAUGCUCUUCAUUGGUCUCGUUGCAGCCGAGGCUGACUCCAAAGAAAUUCCUACGCCCGACACUAGCAGCCUUGCUGUAUAUAUAAAUGAUACAAAAAAUGCUUCUGAUCAUGUGAAAGGAGAUGGCGAGAAGAAGGAUAAACAUCACAAUGACAAAUCUCAGGAGGAAAUUGCUACAAAUGCUCUCAAUGACACGGGAAAGAAUUUGAAUGAGGGAAAGGAUAAACCUUUGGAAGAACCAAAGGCAUCUGGUGAUCUCAGCAAGGAAACUUUGGAUGAGGGAUCAAAUGAAAAGAAGCCACGUACUGUUGACUCUCAAGCAGCAGGAUGUGACCCAUCUAACAGAUGCAUUGACAAGAAGACCAAAUUGGUUGCUUGUCUGAGGGUACCAGGAACAGGUAUUCUUUACCAGCAUAUAUCACAAUAAAUUGUUUCAAACUUA
This is a messenger RNA of Dendrobium catenatum, 903 nucleotides long. RefSeq lists its product as uncharacterized. The transcript has 2 exons. The record is from RefSeq and is a predicted model, not a curated record. Lineage: Eukaryota; Viridiplantae; Streptophyta; Magnoliopsida; Asparagales; Orchidaceae. The coding region runs from base 418 to 888 and encodes 156 amino acids.